This is a messenger RNA of Rhincodon typus (whale shark), 4373 nucleotides long. It is a transcript of the gene plekha1b, whose product is annotated as pleckstrin homology domain containing, family A (phosphoinositide binding specific) member 1b. The transcript is spliced from 13 exons. The coding region runs from base 115 to 1305 and encodes 396 amino acids. Gene Ontology annotation, cellular component: cytoplasm; membrane. The record is from RefSeq and is a predicted model, not a curated record. Gene Ontology annotation, molecular function: PDZ domain binding. NCBI's taxonomy places the organism in Eukaryota, Metazoa, Chordata, Chondrichthyes, Orectolobiformes, Rhincodontidae.
CUGGAUUUUCCUCAUUCAGAAGUCCAGGCCAGUUCGUGAGGGCAUAGUUUCAAAUUCCACCAGCUCACCAGCUGAUGGAAUUUUAAUUCAGUUGUGUGAUAUGUAGCAUCAGAAAUGCCUUAUGUGGAUCGACAGAAUCGUAUUUGUGGAUUUCUAGACAUUGAAGAAAAUGAAAACAGUGGAAAAUUUCUGCGUCGAUACUUCAUACUGGACACUCGAGCUGACAGUUUGCUAUGGUAUAUGGACAAUCCACAGAAUCUGCCAUCAGGUGCAUCACACGUUGGGGCUCUUAAACUUACUUACAUCUCAAAGGUCAGUGACGCAACAAAGCAGCGGCCAAAAGCAGAGUACUGUUUCGUCAUUAAUGCUGGAAUGCGAAAGUACUUUCUGCAAGCGAAUGAUCAGCAGGACUUGGUUGAGUGGGUGAAUAUACUGAACAAAGCCACCAAGAUUACAGUUCCAAAACCAUCAGAUGUUCAAGCGAACGCAGACAACCAAAAUUGUCUUACGGAGGGGCCAUGUGGAAGGAAGCCGGGGCCAUACAAGACCGAAAUUAUUGGUGGUGUUCCCAUUAUUACACAGACUAAUCAGGAGGGGAUGGAAUGUCUUGAAGGAAUUGAGAAAAAUAAUUUGAAACGUUCUCAAAGUCAGUUAGCAUAUUUUAUUGGCAAGCCUACAUCUGAUCAAGCAGUCAUUAAAAGUGGUUACUGUGUUAAACAAGGAGCAGUAAUGAAAAACUGGAAAAGAAGACAUUUCAUACUAGAUGAAAACUCCAUAAGUUAUUAUAAAUCUGAUCUGGAUAAGGAGCCACUUCGGAGUAUACCACUUAAAGAAGUUAUUAAGGUUCAGGAGUGUAAACAAAGAGAAAUCCUGUUGCGUGACAACUUGUUUGAGAUAGUUACUAAUUUUAGAACAUUUUACGUCCAGACUGACAGUCCUGAAGAUAUGCACAACUGGAUCAAGGCAAUAUCUGGGGCAAUAGUGGCACAGCGAGGCCCUGGAAGAUCAGCUUCUAUGCGGCAAGCCAGAAGGCUGUCGAAUCCUUGUAUACAGAGGUAUACAUCAAGAACUGGUGAAUGCAGCACGAGCCUUCUGACAAUUCCACAACAGAAUCCUGUACUGUCUCAUCUUCCUCAAAAACACCAGCCAGCUAUAAUCCCCUCGUUGCCUCCGCCAGCAGCACUGCAGACCACAAUCCCCAACAUAACGAGGAGAAGCGAGGACUUCACAAGUCUUCUACCAUGGCUCAGCCAGGGCAGCACAAGAUCCCGAUUGUCUCUACCCGAAAACCAGCUGCCAAAAUGAUAAAGGAAGACUCAGUCCUUCAAGGUAAAAAUGGCAUGCCGGAAAGUUAUUCUGCUCCAUUGGAUCUGGAUGAUGUCAGUCUUCCUGUCAGUGACAUUUAAAGGUAGAACUUGAAGGUAAAAGCGCUGUCAUCCAAAUCUGUUUGUUUGAGAUCUCUAAUGGGAGUAGAUCAGACAGGAAGAGAAUUAUCUUCUUCUCGCAUUCAAAACUUUGCUUCUAAAUUCACCUCAUUAGUCUGCGUAGUGAAGUUCAUCUGCUGACCUCUCUCUAGCAGAUUCCAUAAUGUGGCAUUUAUGGAUAUGAAUCGAUUUAGUAUUCAGUUAUCUGCCUACUUUUUCAAAAAACAACUUUGUUUGUGCCUAAAGAACAGUGUGGUGUACCAUUGUGGUCCCAAAGAUAUUGCACCUUGUCACUAAAUGUACAGGUUAGUCUUUUAUAUUUUCAGAACAAUAAGAGUUUCCUUGUGAAAAUAUUAAACUUUGCUUUGCUCAGCAUUGACAGCUUCAGGUUGUACUGUGUAUGAUCCUUCUCUUGUGGCCUGUAUGUGUCUUAAUGCACCAAAAUCCCAUACUGCUUAAAGUGCCUGUCUUUAAUCUCUGGAUACAGGUUGUUUAUGUAUCAAUAUUUGAUCUAUAUUGUAUAAUGUUACAUUUUUAAUUUCUUGAGCUUUUAACCUUUUGAAUUCUCAAUUACUGGAGGAAGUAGUAAAUGUAAUUGUUUUGAUAUAAUUCAAGUUUAAACUAUUAGAAUAUUAUGGAUCUUUUAAUGGUUUCCUGUGCAAUAUAUAUUUCACUAAUUGUGAACUGCAGAAGUUACUGGAGGGUUUUGAUAAUGUCACUGUGUGUAAUCAGAACCUUAAAUCUUGAGAUUUUUAACUAUACAUAAUUAUGUACACAGGAUAAAUAUGCAGAUGCAUUUCUCAAAUAUGUGUCCACCAAAUAUAUUUCGGCUCAUUUGGGCAUGAGAUUUUCCCUCCCUUUGAGAACGCCCAUCUUAAUUGGUGAAAGCUUUGAAGUGAAACUUGAAUAGCUGUAAAGUCUUGAAAGGACUCUUUGGUCUGAAUAUGAAUGUAGAGGGGACCAUUAUACAAGGGUUGAGUCCAUAAUAAUAAUUUUAAUUUAUGGUGAAAAUGCCAUGUUAUUUGUAGAGAUGAAAUACACUGCAUCUGCUCAAUCCUAUUUUAUUAGUAUGUAUAGAAAUUUCACACUUACUAAACCUGUAGUAUUUCUGCAGUUUGUACCUUAUAGGAUAUACUUAUUUUCCAUCAAAAUAUUUGGUUUAAAGUAUUUAUUUCACAAAUAGUGUAUCCAUAUUCAUACCUUUUAAAAGUUGGCAUUAAUUUUCAUUAUUCUGUAUGGAAAAUUAGCUUUGUUUAUGUACUUCAUUCCCCUAAAUAUGCCAUCUGUUUCUUACCUGUCUUUUUUGUGCCUAAUAUAAAUGAGCAAUCUGUUCAGGAAUUAAUUGAUGUAACCCCUGUCCUUUUAAAUAGCACAGCUGAAUCCUUUGCAUGGUCCUCCAAUGACUUAUCCCAGUGCACUUAUGUAAAAAUAGUUUGUCAAGAAUUUGGGGUCAUUAUUGUUGCAAUGUGUUGAGGCUUGGGUGCUGAAAUGUGAUUAUUUUCUAAUUUGCCUUCCACUACCACCACUUCCUGUGAUGAGCAGGCAGAGUCUUGGAUACCCAGGCUGAGCUAAGAAACGUUAUUUUUUAGGAAUCCAGCUUGAAACUUGUUGGGAAGGUGGCAAACCUGGUGGAAGGUUGACUAACUGUAACUUUAAAAAUGAUGAAAAUUUGUGGAGGGUACUUUUUAAUGUUGCUCUUGAAAAUGAGACAUUGUUGGACCUUCUCCUGCAAUGUUCUUUUACAUCAAUCACAUAAUUUUCUAGUGUAUUUUGAUAAAUAAUGGUAGCUUUAAUAAUUUUAAUACUACAAUUGGCUGCAAUUUAGUUACUAUAGUUUUUAAACAAAGUAAGUAAUAGAACUAAAUUGUUUGAAAGAUAUGUCUAAAGAGUAAUUGAUAGUGGAGGAUCUCUAUACAUUUAGAUUUUUCCUAAUUCAAAGAGUUGGCUUAAUUGUUUUGAUAACUGUGAUGUUAUGACACUUGAGGAAAAACAAAGUACUGACAUGGAUAGUUUCAAAUGCAGCAGCUUUAUUUUGUUUUUUGUCUUGGGUUUUUUUAUUCAAACAUGCCUUAGUUUUGAGUUUGCUCAUCCUUAAGUUUGUUUUGCCAAAAUAAAAUGCAUUUUAUGUUGGGCUUUGGCUUGAUUUAGUUUUGUCUCUAUACCAGUUAAAAAUAUUUUCUGUUAAUGGUCAGUUGAAGUUUGUGUUGCAGAAUAAAAAAGUCUCAACUGCUUGCCUGUAUAAUUGUUUUGUCAAAAAGAGUCAUCAAAACUUGUAGCACUGUUAAAAUUUCACAAAUGACAUUCUUUUUAAACUGAGAACGGGUGUGCUUCUGACAUUACAUUUUGAAUACACUAAAGAUGCUUUCUCCUAUGUGUUUUCACUGUGAUACUGAAAAAUAAGUAGUUUUAAACCCCAAUUUUUCCACCAAAAAGGAAUAACUCAAUUGAAAAAUAUAGAUACGUGAUUUCUUAGCUGAGUUUCUUUUUUCCACGUUAGGAAAUGUACUGUGUAUGACUCAAAAUAUUUGAAAAACCUGUGGGAGAAAUUACCUGUCAAACCUGUAAAAUCUUGAUAUAUUUAGUUCAAUAUUUUAUUUUUGUAAUUGUAAAUUUGCUAAGCUUAUUGGCACAGGUACCGCUUCUGAAAUCGCAUGUGCUACUGCUGUUUAUUGAAAAUAUUCUUUGCAAAUAUAUGAAUUGGGUGAAAGCCUUGAUUUACAUUUACACUAUUGUGGGGGACUAUAUUUAACUACUGGUGAACUGAAAAUAUCUAAAUUGUUGAGUUGAAAAAAUGUGUAUUAGUCUGCUAACAGAAGCUUUUAUUUAUCUUUGCUGAACUUUUUAUAUAAUUCUAUAAAAAUGUUUAAAUUAUUUUUGACGGUUAUGUAUGGUUUGACCUGAAUGAUGUUUGUUCAUCUAAGACAAUAAAGAACCAUGUGAUGAUUUUUA